This is a messenger RNA of Penicillium manginii, 528 nucleotides long. RefSeq lists its product as uncharacterized. The transcript has 2 exons. Bases 1 to 528 code for a protein of 175 amino acids. Lineage: Eukaryota; Fungi; Ascomycota; Eurotiomycetes; Eurotiales; Aspergillaceae. The record is from RefSeq and is a predicted model, not a curated record.
AUGCAUUUCGCAAUCUCCGCGUUUAUUGUUGGCACUUUUAUACGCACUUCCCUUGGAGGAACCCUUCAGGUCAUUGACGAAGACCGUGACUGCAAAAUAUACCCCAGCGACGUUCACGGUUGUACGGGAUACUCUGCACCAUUUGCAAAGCUUGACGGAGAAGAUUGCUCGAAUUUCACUGUGGCCGUCAAUGGCACUCGCCUGGACUUUUCUUAUGUUGAUGUCGCAGCGUGUGGCCAGGUGGACGGCAAGAAUGCAGCCUGGAUCAGGGUUAACGAGACUGGAGAAGUCUCUUUCUCUAAACAGGGCGGCGACAACGCUAAAUGCAAGCUGGAAAGGGGGCUCAAUACUGGGAGCUCAUGCAGCGCGUCUGAUUUUAAGUCCUUGACUAGUACAACCGCAAGUACCACCGGAGGCACCACCACAAGUACCAUCGCAGACACCACAGGUACCACCGCAGGUACAAACACUAGUCCGUCUUCGAGCCUCGAUAAUGGGUCCGCUACGUCGACCUGUGCUUGCACCUAG